Salmo salar (Atlantic salmon) is the source of this 2586-nucleotide messenger RNA. Its product is annotated as protein FAM83F. Gene Ontology annotation, molecular function: protein kinase binding. The record is from RefSeq and is a predicted model, not a curated record. Gene Ontology annotation, biological process: signal transduction. Lineage: Eukaryota; Metazoa; Chordata; Actinopteri; Salmoniformes; Salmonidae.
GACAGUCACUUGCAUGAUAGCCACAUAAGCGUUGGGUGCUUCCAUAGGGUGAUUUCCGUCAUAUAACAAGGUUGUUAUUGUUCCGCCCCUAUGGCAGGUAAUGCCGCGUUCAAGACAACUGGGAACUCUGAAAAGGAUGUGCUUGGAAUGGUCAUCCAACUCGGAAUUCAUAUAGCUCUAGGAUGCCCGAGUUUCCGACUUGGAAUUCCGAUUUGGAUGACCAUUCAAAAGAUUUUUCACAGACGGAACUCGCUUUUUUUUCCCCCCGAGUUCCCAGUUGUCUUGAACGCACUGAUGUCGGAGAUUUCCGAGUUCCAAGUUCCCAGUUUUCUGAACGCGGCAUUUGAGGUUUGCUGUCAAAGUCAAACGUCACACAGGUAGCCUAGGUAGGUAGGUGACCGUGUAUCUUCCGGAUCCUUUUCAAAUCACACGGUAGCGGUUGUGCGACUUUACCCAAAGGCUUCAGUACAGCCGUGACACAGCGGUGUCCAGCCAUGGCCGAGUCCCAGCUAACAUGCAUGGAGGACGGCCACAUCAAAGAGAACGUCCCGGAGUCCAAACCGGAGUUUUACUACAGCGAAGAACAACGCGCGGCGGUUGAACAACUGCUCAAAAACGGUGACGGCGCGUUCAAACUGCGACUGAAAGAGGACAAAGUGAAAGACUUUCUCUCGGCUCGUGAUAUUAAAACGAUAAGGAACACUUUCAAAGAAUAUGACACUGAAGAUGAAGAGAAGUCCGGAGAAUUAAAGGCGAAACCCAACGAUUCCAAAGCGGACUCGGGGCACCAUUCGACGUACUGGCCGCAGAUGUCGGAUACAGAGGUGCCGCCGUUGGAUCUCGGUUGGCCCAACGGGGGUUUGUUCAAGGGGGUCACACGCGUGGCAGUUCACACGCACCCGCCAAAAGAGAACGGACCGCACAUCAAGGAGGUCAUUCGUAGGCUGAUCCAAGAAGCUACCAAGGUGUUAGCUAUAGUCAUGGACCUGCUGACAGACAUCCAGAUACUGCAGGACCUGCUGGACGCAGCGUCGCGGCGCUCCGUGGCCGUCUACAUCCUAUUGGAUGUCAGCGGGGUUCCACACUUCCUGGAUAUGUGCUGCAGGCUGCAGGUCGGAGCUCAGCACCUGCGGAACAUCAGGACUCGUACAGUUCAGGGUACAGGGUUGGGUCUGUCCUUCGGUCGACUCCUUGGUUCUUUGUGUAGUAAAUACAUGCUGGUGGAUGGGGACAAAGUCAUGUUCGGCUCCUACAGCUUCUCAUGGAGUUCGUCUCGGAUGGACCGCAACAUGAUCACGGUCAUGACUGGCCAGGUGGUCGACUUCUUCGACCGCGACUUCUGCGAGCUCUACGCCAUCUCCGAAAAACUGGACCUCUACAAGGAGUUCAACCUCAGCCCACCUCCCAAAAUGGCCGCCGCCGCGCGGCUCAAGGUGGAGCCCGUAAAACCCCAGAUACGAGCCGCCACAUCCAGAUUCCAGGUUAGUCUAGGCCACUCGCGUAGAGGUGAUCUCCAGGUGCCUGCACAUAAAUACCACAACCCCAAAUACUCUUUGGUGUACGGGAAUAGUGUUCCUGGACUGAUGGGGUCCUUGCAGGAUCUACCAGGCAUAGAAAAGACAGCUAUAACUGCGGGUCCUGAGGGACUAAUGCAGGUGAACAGCGAGUGGUUGGAUCAACUCACCCCGCUACCACCCGACGACGGGAAGAUAGGGGUGAAAAAAAACAACAGCAUUUUGGAGAAGAAAUCCCGCUCUUCUUUUAAGAAACUCUUCAAGGGGAAAUCGACAGCCAAUCAGAGCGUGGUCACCGGGGGUGAUAGCCCGGCAACCAGUCCAAUCUCCUCCCCCACAUCGUUGGGAACCAAUAGUAUGGAGGAGAUGAAUAACCUUGAAGUUAUGGUGAAACAACCAAUGAAGAGUAAGAAGUCUAAAAUGAGCCUGAAGAGUGCUUCUCAACAGACUGUCAACACACAAGACAAUGACAGCGUGAAGAGCCGUAGGCCAUCAACAAAGAACAAAUGUAGUCCAUCCUGAUUCAAAACCUGAGUCAAUCCGGAAUCAAACCACCCCACUCAACUGGUGCUCUGUGGUCUUCCAUAAUACCUUUGGGAUCUGGUGCAAUAAUUAUUAGAAUGUGUCAAUUCUACUUGCUCUGUACAGAGAUAUUCUAUGGACAAACAGAGCCUUCCUGUGCCUUAAAGCUGAGAUCCGCGAUAGGUGGAACAGCGCCACUGGCCGACCCCAGGCACAUUAGUUGUUGUUUUUCUUUUGAGGAAAAGAGCAUCCAUGUUUGAAGUAGUAAUAUUGUGGUAAUAUUGUAAGUGGACGUGGCGGUUUCAUCACUAUGGAUUCCAGGUUGAAGAAGCGCUGUCACUGAGCACCAAGUCUAUGAUGCUUAUUAUACCAUGUAAAGAACAAUGUCAUGUUGCCUUGUGAAGUCUUGUAUGUCAUUAAUGGGACUUUUAGGUGUGUGUUUCAUGCUGUGACCAACGUAUGUCAAUGAUAAGUGGAUUGUGGAAUGGAUUUGAAUGGAUAUUUGAGUGUGUUUAUUCAGUAUAUAUAUAAAAAAAACAUGUUUCUCUGA